ACGCUGAUUGGACUCCACUGGAGCUGAGUGCUGUAUAUCUAUCUCCAUCUUCCAAGAGCAACGCCAUUGCAAAGGAUAAACUACACUUGCUUUCGUCUUCAGUGGUUUACUGCGAUUUAUCAGAGAGAAUGUGGCUUUUUAGCAGGAAAGGACCAUCUGGAUUCUCAUCAUCUUCCACAGCCGAAGAAGUUACUCGCGGGAUUGAUGCUUCUGGUCUCACUGCCAUUGUUACAGGAGCAUCUAGCGGUAUUGGCACCGAAACUUCAAGGGUACUUGCAUUACGUGGUGUCCAUGUAAUUAUGGCAGUCAGGAAUAUGGCUGCUGGAAGAGAAGUCAAAGAAGCUAUAGUAAAAGAAAUCCCCUCUGCCAAAGUUGAUGCCAUGGAAUUGGACCUCAGUUCAAUGACGUCUGUGAGGAAGUUUGCAAAAGAUUUCAAUGCUUCAGGUUUUCCAUUGAACAUCCUAAUUAACAAUGCAGGAGUUAUGGCAACACCGUUCAUGCUUUCCAAAGACAACAUAGAACUACAAUUUGCAACGAAUCACUUAGGUCAUUUUCUUUUGACAAAUCUGUUGUUGGACAAGAUGAAGAAAACAGCAAGUGAAAGUAAGAGAGAAGGAAGAAUUGUAAAUGUCUCAUCAGAAGCUCAUCGUUUCCCUUAUCCUGAAGGAAUUCGUUUUGAUAAAAUUAAUGAUCAAUCAGGAUAUAGCAGCUUCCGUGCCUAUGGUCAAUCUAAGCUUGCUAAUGUGUUGCAUGCUAAUGAGCUGGCUAGACAUUUAAAGGAAGAUGCAAUCAAUAUAACAGCAAAUUCACUUCAUCCAGGAGCAAUUUUAACCAAUCUUUUCCGUCAUAUGAGGGUCGUCAAUGGCGUGGUUGAUGUGCUUGGUAAACUAGUGCUUAAAAAUGUUCAGCAGGGUGCUGCAACCACAUGCUAUGUAGCAUUGCAUCCACAAGUGAAGGGGACAAGUGGUAAAUAUUUUUCAGACAGUAACUUGGCCAAAGCAUCUGAUCUGGGUAAGGAUGUUGGAUUGGCAAAGAAGCUAUGGGAUUUCAGCAUGAAAUUUGUCGACUGAAUGAUCCUUCGUAAAUCAGAAUAUGCAACUCCUUCCCAGAUUUAAUAAUGUUGGAUUGGCAAAGAAGCUAUGGGAUUUCAGCAUGAAAUUUGUCGACUGAAUGAUCCUUCGUAAAUCAGAAUAUGCAACUCCUUCCCAGAUUUAAUAAUGUUGGAUUGGCAAAGAAGCUAUGGGAUUUCAGCAUGAAAUUUGUCGACUGAAUGAUCCUUCGUAAAUCAGAAUAUGCAACUCCUUCCCAGAUUUAAUAGAAAGUAUCUUCAUUUCUUUUCUUAGACAUAGUGUUUAUGCAGGAAAUAGAAUGUUGUGUCUACUCUGUAGUUCACCUUUUCUUCCUUGAUCAAACUGUAAGCUUACGAGCCACAUGUAUGAAUUAUGAAUAAUAAAGUAUCUCAAGUCAAAGUCAA
Manihot esculenta (cassava) is the source of this 1474-nucleotide messenger RNA. RefSeq names its product short-chain dehydrogenase TIC 32, chloroplastic. The record is from RefSeq and is a predicted model, not a curated record. Lineage: Eukaryota; Viridiplantae; Streptophyta; Magnoliopsida; Malpighiales; Euphorbiaceae. The transcript is spliced from 8 exons. Bases 129 to 1070 code for a protein of 313 amino acids.